AUGGUCAACUCCGACCCUCAGUACCCGCCUGGCGAACCUGCCCCUGAGAUUCUGGAGGAGCGCAUCUGGAUCGACGGCUGCUUCGACUUCUUCCACCACGGCCAUGCCGGAGCAAUCGUCCAGGCCCGCCAGCUGGGCAGCGAGUUGUACAUCGGCGUCCACUCGGACGAGGCCAUCCUCGAGAACAAGGGGCCGACGGUCAUGACCCUGCAAGAGCGUCUCGCUGCCGUUGACGCCUGUCGUUGGGUGACCAAGUCUGUCGGCCGGGCCCCCUAUGUGACGCAGCUGGAUUGGAUUAGCCACUACGGCUGCAAGUACGUCGUGCACGGCGACGACAUCACCUCGGACGGUGAUGGCGAGGAUUGCUACCGCUUCGUCAAGGCCGCGGGCCGCUUCAAGGUUGUCAAGCGCACCCCGAGCAUCUCGACGACUGACCUCGUCGGCCGCAUGUUGCUGUGCACAAAGACUCACUUCAUCAAGUCCCUUGAGAAGCGUCUGGCCGGCCAGGAGGGUCAGGGCACCAGCCAGGCCGAGAUUGAGGCCGAAGGGCGCGCCAUGUCGGAUCGCAUGAAGCUUUACGCGACCGACGAGACGGGCAAGAACCCUGGCGUCGACGUGUGGUUCUGGUCGGCGUCUGACGAGGCGCGGUCGGGGUCCACACUCGAGGAGAAGGGUGAGUUCAGGAAGUACUUGGAGGGCAAGGGUCCGAGACCGGGCCAGCGUGUCGUGUACGUCGAUGGUGGCUUCGACCUCUUCUCGAGCGGUCACAUCGAGUUCCUCCGCCGUGUGGUCGAGGCCGAGGAGGAGUUGGCCCGCCAGGAGGGAUGGUACUCGGAGCAAGCCGUCAACGAGCGCGUCGGCAAGGGGGGUGACUACCCGCCUGCUUACGUUGUUGCGGGAAUCCACGACGAUGAGGUGAUUAACCAGUGGAAGGGCAUCAACUACCCAAUCAUGAACAUUUAUGAGCGUGGUCUCUGCGUGCUGCAAUGCAGGCACGUCAACGCCGUCGUCUUUGGGGCUCCCUUCUCGCCAACCAAGGCAUACCUGACGUCUCUGCCGUGGGGCACACCGGAUGCCGUGUACCAUGGCCCUACGGCGUUCAUGCCGCUCACGUACGACCCAUACACGGGGCCCAAGGAGAUGGGCAUCAUGCGGCAGGUGGGCGAGCACGAGUUCUCGGGAGUUAACGCCGGGACUAUUGUGCAGCGCAUCAUGAAGAGCAGAGACAUGUACGAGGAGCGGCAGCGGAAGAAGGGCGUCAAGGCGGAAGGCGAGGCGGCGGCGCGGCAGCGGGAGAUUAUGGAGGAGGAGCAGGCCAAGCGGGAGGCGGAGAGGGCUGGCAAUUAA
Molecule: messenger RNA, 1347 nt
Organism: Colletotrichum truncatum
Lineage: Eukaryota; Fungi; Ascomycota; Sordariomycetes; Glomerellales; Glomerellaceae
Product: phosphoethanolamine cytidylyltransferase-like protein
Biological process (GO): phosphatidylethanolamine biosynthetic process
Cellular component (GO): cytoplasm
Molecular function (GO): ethanolamine-phosphate cytidylyltransferase activity
Source: RefSeq, a predicted model, not a curated record